UUCGCAUACCCCAGCUCUACCUGUCCUUGGGAGGCAGCCGCGACAGCCUUGCCGUCGCGUCGAUGAUUGUACGAGUAUUUGUAUAAAACGUACGAGUUCCCCUCCUAUAUCUACCGUGCGGUUUCAGAGCGGCAGAUAUGAACUACAGUAAACUACUACGAUUACAACGUGCCACCAUUGCGCGGAGAUGACGCGAUACCUCACCGAGGGCCCACGCCCUCCUAUCAUCCUAGAGAUGUUCAACGUCGUCUUUUCCGCCGUUGCUCUGGUUCUAGCGACAGUCUACAUGAUCCAGAUUCUAAGUGCGCCGAAAGGUCCAUAUACUCCGGUCUCAUGGUCCAAUUCUGGUUACGGGGCACUUUACUACGUACCACCUGGCUUGACACUGAUCAUAUCCGUCAUAAAUUUUAAAAUUUACCGGAAACAUGCAACGCCGCUGCUUUAUGCAUUGCUCUUCGCAAUAUUCAUGCUGGCCGGCUGGCUGACAGUUGUUGUAUGGUGGAUUCAAUGCCAUCUCGACCUUUGGAAACUCAACCGCUACUGCUACCAGCGCUCGUUACGAUUUGGUGAAGGGUCGCAAACCUAUCGACGUGUGGAUAAUAGCAUCGCGUUUGCAAGCAUCGCAUUGGGAGUUCUCUUGCUCUUUAUGUAUAUAAUAUACACGAUCUCAACUUCUAUCGAAUAUUAUCGCAACCAACGGAGAAGGCAAUGGCGUAAUUCAUCAGGGCUAGGCGAUGGAUACCGUAGGAGGAAUGGAGGCGGUAUUGGGGGCGGAGGUUAUUACAGUGCAGCUAGAUUUGGCAUCUUCGCUCCAAGGAGUGCCAUUCGUAGGCGCGGAAGGGGUGGAGACGGUGGAGGGGGUGGAGGCAGUGGCGGCGGUGACGGCGGUGGGGGAGGGGGUGACGGAGGAGAUGGUGGUGACGGUGGUGGAGGAUAGGAUAUGCCAGUAAAGGGCUUCGGUCACGAUUUUAAUACUUUUGCUGAACUUGAAUAAUCAAUGUUCGUCGACAAUAAUUCAUAACGGCGUGUCAUAGUAAGAUGGAUGUGAGCACCUUAUCACUAGAAACAUGAAUUAUCAUGGGGUCAGAGUUAGGUUCGUGACAGCUAGCUAGAACUGGGGUGUUACCAUUAUGCUUUAAGUGAGAAAGUCCAUGGAACAUAACCAAUUCCUUGAUUUUUGCAGUAGAAUAGGA
Aaosphaeria arxii CBS 175.79 is the source of this 1193-nucleotide messenger RNA. RefSeq lists its product as uncharacterized. The transcript has a single exon. Bases 188 to 937 code for a protein of 249 amino acids. Lineage: Eukaryota; Fungi; Ascomycota; Dothideomycetes; Pleosporales. The record is from RefSeq and is a predicted model, not a curated record.